AUGGCAGAUAUUCGCUCCUUGCUCCGCAACGAGUUGGCCUCUCGUCAAGCAGAUAGCUCGGGAGCUUCUACUGCCAGACGAACUAGGAAACGGAAACUCGAUUUGGGGAAACAGGAUGGCGUCCGCAAAAAAUCAAGGGCCGAAGAACAACAUACUGUGCAGGAGGAAGCUCAGUGGCGCGGUCAAUCUGACGAACAUGAAGAUAUUGAAGAAAUGGCCCUGGAUACAUCGAUAACAGCCGAACCUCUAAAAGGCAAAGAAGAUCAAGAUCAAGACCAAGAACAAGAAGAAGAACAAGAGCCGGACGAAGAGUACACUGCACUCCCCUCUGAACAUUCACCACAACCCACCGCCCGCACACAGACAGAGCUACAACCCCAAGUUAUCGACGAGGACGAAUGGGCCGCAUUCGAGCGUGAAGUUGCUGCACCUACAAAGAUCCCCACUGCCCCACAGCCAUUUUCCGUGAUGUCCGGUGCAGCUACGAUUUCCGCAGCACCACUAUCUGCCGCUGAGCUUGCCGAAAGGGAGAAGAUGGAUCGGGAGACGCAGCUGCGGAAUCGCGAUAUGGAAACGUCAUUUGAGAAGGAGGAUGCGGCUAGGUUUUUAGAGGAGGAGCUUGAUGAGAUGGAUCAGUUGGAGGAGAGGGUUCGGCGGCUAAAGGAGAGGAGGGAGGAGAUUCGGAGGCGGAGGGUUGGGGAGGGGGUGGGUGGUGGGGUUGUUGGAGGUGUGGAAAUAGUGGAACGGGAGGGGUUAGAGGAAGAUGUGAAUACCAUUGAAAAAGCUGGGAGCGAUGAUGAUGAAGAUGAAGAUGAGGAAGAUGAAGAUUGGGAUAACUGGCGAUUUAGAUAG
Messenger RNA from Paracoccidioides lutzii Pb01, 852 nucleotides. RefSeq lists its product as hypothetical. The record is from RefSeq and is a predicted model, not a curated record. The transcript has a single exon. Bases 1 to 852 code for a protein of 283 amino acids.